UCGACAACGGACCUUGAUUGUCAGGCAAUUCUGUUUCAUUUCAAAGGCUCACGUCGCUACCAUGGCUGAAGAAAGCCCAGUCAGCCCGGUAUCCUCUGCGACAACUUGUGUAGCGCCCUUCUCCAGAUCGAACACGGGCGCAACGAUAAGACAAUGGGACGCCAUCCCACCAUUUGAGAGAUCGGACCAGCUAUGCAAAGACUUGGAAUAUACGCAUGAACCGGAGAAGCCAACGCAUCUUCGCAGCCACCGGCCCGAUCAGGCUCUGCCAGAUGCGCCCCGAAUUCCGCUCGAUUCCUGUCGGGUGGUGCCGUAUUGUCUGGAGGACUUGGACACGCCUGGAAUGAAUAAGCUUGAUGAGAAGCUCUGGUGGGCUGGACCAGCCCCAUACAUCAAGACUCUCAGCCAGCAGCUGACCUACGAUCGGAAGAUUGUGGUCACCGAGAACCCUUCAUUACAUCUUCUCUGGUCGGACAACAUGAUCUAUAUCAAGCCAAUACCCGCAUACCUAUGUUCGUUCGCCUUCUGGGAAUACAUAUUGGACCCUUCAAACGACGGCAUCAACCCAGAGGAGCGGGAGCGUGUAAGAGCGACAUCGCUCGGUUUUCUGAGGACCUACGCAAGCCUCAUUCAGCGCCGCUCGGAUUUCUCCAUCGCCCGCCGCUACGAUCUCCUCUGCUCAUUCGGCCACACCUCCUUCGAAGCGUUCGUCAAAUUCAUCAUGUCAUUUGACUCGGUCCCGGACAAAGCUAUCAGCCCGCGCUGGCGCUUCGGCGAGAUCCAGCUCGACGCCCUAAACUUGCAUUCGCUCGUCCAUCUCCGCCGCUCGCACUUUAAUCGUUUCGAAUCAAACUAUGCGCUGUACUUUUCGCGCUUUUAUCCAGCCAUUCUAUUCCUGUUCGCAGUCUUCAGCGUCAUGCUGAGCGCAAUGCAGGUUAUUGUUGGAGGCAGGCAGCUAAAGGAGGAGACGGAUAAUCCGGGCGUGAAGAGAACGGUGGGAUUGUUCGAGUGGUUUUCUUGUGAGGCAAUUGGAUGGAGUUUGGCAUUCGGAGCUGUGCUGUUCAUUUGGUGGAUUUGUAUCUCCAGUGCAGAAGCUUUCCGGAGGAGGGGGAUCAUGAAGAGGGUGAAGAAGAAGCAGAGGGAGGAAGGGGCGUUGCAACCCUGAUAUUUUCUACCAUAUACGGAUGACCUUGCUUAAUUCCUGUGGAAUGGUCAGUGAGGCAAGAAUGCGCCUCUAUUCCCUCAUGCGAAGCCCGGUAAGUACGACGCGUCACCGGGCUGGCAAGGGGGUAGCAAGCGGGCUCUCAGUUACUUUCCACUUCGGACGAGGUGUGUACGGAUAAAGGUCUCGAUGGAUCUUCCGGGUAUGUAUGCUCGAAGCUGAGGCCCGGGGCUAUCGCAUUCACGUGCCAUCGGAACCUAGUAGAGCCGACAUACCGACACCGUAUCAAUCAUCUCCACUUCCAC
This is a messenger RNA of Trematosphaeria pertusa, 1467 nucleotides long. RefSeq lists its product as uncharacterized. The transcript has a single exon. The record is from RefSeq and is a predicted model, not a curated record. Lineage: Eukaryota; Fungi; Ascomycota; Dothideomycetes; Pleosporales; Trematosphaeriaceae. The coding region runs from base 62 to 1165 and encodes 367 amino acids.